Fomitopsis serialis is the source of this 969-nucleotide messenger RNA. Its product is annotated as P-loop containing nucleoside triphosphate hydrolase protein. The transcript has 5 exons. NCBI's taxonomy places the organism in Eukaryota, Fungi, Basidiomycota, Agaricomycetes, Polyporales, Fomitopsidaceae. Gene Ontology annotation, biological process: mitotic sister chromatid cohesion. Gene Ontology annotation, molecular function: ATP hydrolysis activity; double-stranded DNA binding; ATP binding. Bases 136 to 969 code for a protein of 277 amino acids. The record is from RefSeq and is a predicted model, not a curated record.
GAACACGUCUGAACUGUUGCAGCGGCGGUGACGUCGUCGCAGAAACGCACCCUAUAGAAGCUUUUCCGCGUAUACUGUCGUUUCCUCCUAUUCGAGCCACGGCCUAGUGGUUGGCACCCGGCGAGUGCCUCAACCAUGUAUAUCAAGACACUGACAAUCCAGGGCUUCAAAUCAUACCGCGAUCAGACACAGAUCGAGCCCUUUUCUCCUAGACACAAUGUGGUCGUGGGCAGAAAUGGGUCAGGAAAGAGUAACUUCUUCGCCGCCAUCCGCUUUGUGCUCUCCGAUGCAUACACAUCGAUGUCGCGGGAGGAGCGGCAGUCUCUUCUACACGAGGGCGUGUCCGUGGCUACGACCUUGUCGGCGUACGUCGAGAUCGUUUUCGACAACUCUGACAACCGCUUCCCUACCGGCCGCGACGAGGUGAUCCUUCGACGAACCAUUGGUUUGAAGAAGGACGAGUACAGCCUGGACAAGAAAAGUGCGAGUAAAGCAGACGUGAUGAACCUGCUCGAAAGUGCCGGUUUCAGCAAGAGUAAUCCGUACUACAUCGUGCCUCAAGGACGGAUAACAGCACUUACGAACGCAAAAGAUCAUGAGCGUUUGGCCCUUCUCAAAGAGGUUGCAGGCACGAAGGUAUACGAACAGCGACGAGCAGAGUCGCUUCGGAUUAUGGCGGAGACCGACGCGAAGCGAACCAAGAUCAACGAACUGCUUGAGUACAUCGACUCGCGACUCACUGAACUGGAGGAAGAGAAGGAAGAGCUCAAGGAGUACCAGGAGAAAGACAAAGAGCGGCGGUGUCUCGAAUAUGCGCUGUACCAGCGUGAACUGGAAGAAGUCUCGGAGGCGCUAGAAGAAAUUGACGAAGAACGCAAGGGUGAAGUGCACAGUGCUAACGUGCGAAGAGAACAAUUCAACGAUCGCGAGAAAAGAGCACAGGUACGCAUACAUUCGCGCAUAUCUUAA